Molecule: messenger RNA, 2051 nt
Organism: Botrytis porri
Lineage: Eukaryota; Fungi; Ascomycota; Leotiomycetes; Helotiales; Sclerotiniaceae
Exons: 4
Coding region: 283-1725 (480 amino acids)
Source: RefSeq, a predicted model, not a curated record
UCUCCCCUCAGCUUUGCAUUGUGUUGUCUUAUGCUGAUACUCUAACAGUGACAGAGAUAUAUACCAAUUCCUCUGUUUCCUUUUCAUUCCUUUUUCAGAGUAAUCCCAAUCAAACCAGUGGCUGUGCACAGCUCAAGCUCAAGCUCACGCUCAAGCUCAACAUCUGGCGUGGUGAUACCUCAGUCUCCACAGCAGAAAAGGUUCCCACCCAUGACACUACUCAUCUAGUACCUCGACCGAGUUUUCAUUUGAACGUUCCCAAACAAGCUUCCUGACACCAUAAUGGCUUCCUACCUCCCCGACGCUGUCACGGCGCCCAUAACGAAGGGUGCCGAUUAUCUCAAGAGUACAAUCGGUGGUUUGACUUGGGGCCCAGCUCUUUCUGUCUCAAAAGCUGCUGUCACUUCAUUGUUUGGACGAAUUGAGCGUGGUACACUGCUCGUCACCGAUGCCGAAACUGGAAAAACAACAUGUUAUGGGGCGAAGAUUGCAAAGGAAUACAAGGCCAAUGGAGUGAAUGGCGUGAAUGGACAUCAUAACUCGCGCAAAGCUGGUGCAGCAAGAAAGAUAGAAUUGAGAGUUGUCAAUCAAGCAUUUUGGGUGCGCCUAUUUCUGUUUGCCGAUAUGGGGUUCGCGGAGGCGUAUAUGCUGGGAGAAGUAGAAUGUGAUGACCUGACUGGAUUCUUCGAGCUUUUCAUCCAAAAUCGCAACCAACUGGCCAAUGCCACAACUCUAACCUCCUCUAUCGCCGCCACUAUCACAGGACUCGCCCGGAGUACCAACACUUUGUCAAAUUCUCUUCUCAACGUCUCCGCGCAUUACGAUAUCUCUAAUGAAAUGUUCGCUGCAUUCCUUUCCGAAGAUAUGACAUACUCAUGCCCGAUAUGGAAAUCCAUUUCCAGUGCUUCAUCCGAAUUUGAAGAGGAAACACUUGAAGAAGCACAGAGAACAAAACUCGAUCGAUUCAUAGACGGGGCAAAAAUCAAACCCUCGGAUCACGUAUUAGAGAUUGGUACUGGAUGGGGUUCAUUUGCCAUCCAAGCCGUUAAACGAACAGGAUGUCGUGUAACAAGUUUGACUUUAUCCGUUGAACAAAAAGCCUUGGCCGAAAAGCGCAUUUUUGCAGCCGGCUUUGCAGAUAGAAUCGAAGUGAAACUCAUGGAUUAUCGAGCAUUGCCUGUCCCGAAACAACCUUACGAUAAGAUAAUUUCCAUUGAGAUGCUUGAAGCUGUUGGGGCAGAAUACCUGGAAACGUAUUUCUCCUGCAUCCAUCGAUUCUUGAAACCAGAUGGAAUUGCCGUGUUCCAAUGCAUUACCAUGCCGGAGGGUCGAUAUGAGGCAUAUGCAAAGGGUGAGGAUUUUAUUCGAAAAUAUAUUUUCCCGGGGGGCCAUCUUCCUUCCAUUACACAAUUAAUUGAUAACAUCACCAAAGGUUCAGAAGGAACUUUGGUUGUUGAGAAGGUGGAGAAUAUCGGAGGUCAUUAUGCGAAGACAUUGCGAUUGUGGAAGGAAAAGUUCUUGGCAAAUUUCGAGUCGAGGAUUAGACCUGCCUUGAUGGCGGAGCACAAGGAGAUGGGUGAGAGAGAGGUAGAAGUAUUCAGAAAGAAGUGGGAGUACUACUUCACAUAUUGCGAAGCAGGUUUUGCAACAAAGACCCUUGGAGAUGCAAUAAUCACAGUGGGUAGAGAAGGAGCAUUGGAAUUGAUGGAUGGCAUUCCCCUAUAAUUUCGAGAUCUGGCUUUCUAUUGAGGUAAUUUUCUUGGAGCGCAUGGAGUCGGUGGAUGGGAGGGUCAUGAAUUUCUCUUCUCUCUAAUUUCCAAAAGUCAGAAUUGGCACUGCGUUAGAGUGGUGGUGCGUUAGACCAUAUAGACUUGACCUUUUUGUCAUGGAUAACCCAUAGUAUAUUUUAUUAGUGCUGGCUUUUUUUAUGCUUGCUAAUAAAAUAGUGCCUAGCUGGAAUGUGAUUGCCUUAUCGAUGCUCGUAAAAGUGUCUUUGGAUCUUGAAACCACCGCUCGAGUUGAUGCGUCUCUUUCUUAACGCCAGCCAAGCU